Messenger RNA from Harmonia axyridis, 2125 nucleotides. RefSeq lists its product as uncharacterized. The coding region runs from base 200 to 1897 and encodes 565 amino acids. The record is from RefSeq and is a predicted model, not a curated record. Gene Ontology annotation, molecular function: protein binding. Lineage: Eukaryota; Metazoa; Arthropoda; Insecta; Coleoptera; Coccinellidae. The transcript has 4 exons.
ACCAAAAAAGUGAAAAGUAAAAAAUUGCCGAAUUCUUAGUAUUCUAUGAUUUAACCCUAAAUUUGGUUUCAUCUGUGAAUUGCACGUACCAAAAUUCAAAUUAUUUCAAAUAACCAAUAUUUGCCUGAAUGAUUACUUUCGUAAGUUUCGUUUCGAAACAUUUUAUUUGAAAUUUGUUGCUUAUGCAUCUUGCUGGAUUAUGGAGCUAUUGAAGGGUUGUAAUCAUAAAGAUCUUACUCAUGAUCUUAUCCUGGAUGGAAGUGAGAGCUUUUAUAGUAAGGUAACAAAUACAUGUGGAUUACCCAUCACGGUUGGAUAUCCGUAUCCUAUUGAAGCACCUUCAAGAAAAACGGAUGAACUUAAAUUGAAACAAUUUUUCCAAUAUUCCUCAGGAAAUAAAAAAACAUAUCAAGCCAAAAGAGAAUUAGAAAGAAUGAAAAAUGAAUUAUUUGACCAAGAUUUUAAGAAUUAUGCUGUCUUACCAGAGUAUUUGAUAAAUUAUAUAAAUGAUGAUGUUAAAGAAGAAAUUAAUUAUGGAUUUAAUAUACCUUAUUCCUGUGGAGUGCUAGAGAAGUUUCAUUAUAAUAACGAAUUAUGUUUAAUGAAGCCUAAUGUUGAUAAUAACUUAGAAAUUUGUAAAACAACGAAACCUAAAGAAAAAAUUAUUUUGCAGUGGUCAUGUCCAGAUCCUAUUAGAAGUUUGAAAACAAUGAACCAGACACAUUCAAAUAGUUUUAUAAUAAGAGGACAAAAUAAUAUGUAUUUCAUCGAUCUUGAUGAUGAAUGGCAAAUAAAAAUUAAUUUGAAAUUAAAAUGUGAUAUUGGAUAUCUAAAUGAAAGCUUGAAUCACCUGAAUGGAACAGAGCUUGCUUUUGCUGACACAAAAGCAAAAUUGAAAUUAUUUGAUUUGAAGGAGCAAAAAGUUAUUUCAUCAUAUAGCAUGGAAGAAUUAUUUUUUCUUUCUUCUCCUAGGCUUUUAAAGAUGAAUUAUUUGACAGAAAAUAUGUUGAUGAUCAUGACAGAAAAACAAAUAAAAGUAUUAGAUAAUAGAUGUAAAGAUGUGCCACAUGAAAUUGAAAUAAAGUUAGAACAUUGUGACAUACUCUUGGAUUUUGCUCUUAAUAAGAGUAAGCAGUUUAUUUCAAAUGAAGUUUACUUAUCCUCUAAGCAUGCUUUUUUCAUUUAUGACAUAAGAGGAUCUUCCGUUAAUGAUUACAUUAAUCAUAAUUUGAGGUAUCCUCCAUGUUUUAUCAACUGCUUUCAGGGGGCAUAUACAAAACUUGUAACUUUAUUUGGUCAGCAUUCAAAUGAAGCUGUUUUGUUUGGAACUGAGUCCCCCUAUACUCUACCUUAUAACUUAAAAACCUUGGAAGAAACAUUGGAUCAAUGCAGGUCACUAAAAAGCUUACCAGUCAUUCCUAAUAUUGAGAAAAGACUUAACUAUCCAAUAACAGGGGUUCAAAUGGUACCUCAUAAUGAAGAUGUUUCGAUUUACUUUUCAAAUUUAUUUGGAGAAAUAUUCCGUCAAGAUGUGCUAUUGAAAAGUUAUAGUACCAAAGAACCAGAAGAAAGAAUGUAUGAAUGGUUGAUGGCAAUUGAUGAAAUGGAUGAUCCAGAGCUUAAUAUUGUACACUUGGCUAAUGCAAGAGCUGCCUUUGAUUCGGAAAUCGAUUUCAAUGAUGUGGAUCUAUUCAAUCAUUAUGAAAAAAAUAAUGUCCAUGAUUUUCUCGAUCAUGAAGAUUUUGAUUUUAAAAAUUGGGACGUGGAAAAUUUCGAUCAGAUUUGGGAGGAUGAUAAUUGCUUGGAUAUGAGUUUAUUCGAGUCGAAACCUGGGAAACUUCAAGUUGAAGAUUGGAUGAAAAAUAAUGACUUUGAAAGUCAAAAUGAUGCUGAAUGAUUUCAACAAUAUCCUAGAUCCACUUAUAUAAAAAGUGAAUAUUUUUAUCUGUGAUAAUUAGAUUUGUAAUAUAUUAUUGAUAACUUUUAAAUUUACUUAAUGAAAUAGGGUAAAUGCACUGGUUAGCCGACCGGCACUGGUUCUCGACCAUUCCGUGAUUUGAGAUGAAAUAAUAAUAAAAAUAUAUCAUGUAGUGCAAAAUAUUUUCGCGGUACGUGUUCUCGACCA